Molecule: messenger RNA, 282 nt
Organism: Parnassius apollo (apollo)
Lineage: Eukaryota; Metazoa; Arthropoda; Insecta; Lepidoptera; Papilionidae
Source: the annotation of a GenBank genome assembly
AUGGCUGACUUUAGGAGACAGGAAUUUGAAGAUGAAGCAGCUGAUAUCAAUGAAAUUGAUGAUGGGCUGAUGGCAGGCAUUUAUAGUGUGUUAUCACGAGAUAAAGAUUUGUCACAUUCAGGGUCCUCGAGUGUCAAGAGAUUGGAAUUGGAAUCAAGUGUUUCAUAUUCUCAGUCUGAACUUUUCGACAAAGAUAUGACACCCGCACCUUCAUUACAAAGAAAAGGACGAGAUUGUAGCACGCAAAAACGUGGACUUCACUAUCAUUGUAAUACUUGGUAG